GCCUAUUUUCCAUGGAGUCAUUGUGAGAUAUGCAAAAUGAGGUUCCAACUAUAUGGCACAGUUUUCCACUGUGAAUAGUAAUAUGCAGUUAGGAUAAAGUAGUGAAUCUUUCUAAGAGAGGAAUAUUUAACUUCUACAGCUGUCAUGUUGAGAAUGACGUGGGGCAGAACAGGGCAUCCUGAGUCAGGCUGGAAGGAUAAUCCUCCUGCAGUUGGCAGCACCAUCAUGACGUCACAACCUGUUCCCAAUGAGACCGUCAUAGUGCUCCCAUCAAAUGCCAUCAGCUCCUCCCAAGCAGAGAAACCUGCACCCACCAACCAGGGGCAGGAUAGCCUGAAGAAAUGUCUACAGGCAGAAGUCAAAGUUAUUGGGGUAAAUUUAAUUCAGGACGUGUUGGAGACUAUCCAGAUCUUGUGUGGCAUGAAAGUGUUGGGCUUGGGGAUUAUUUUGGCAUCUGCGUCUUUCUCUCCAAAUUUUAGCCAAGUGAUUUCUACGCUGCUGAAGUCUGCUUACCCAUUCAUAGGACCCUUGUGUUUUAUCAUCGCUGGCUCUGUGUCAAUCACCACACAGAAACGGUUAACCACCUGUUUGGUGCACAGCAGCCAGGCUGGAAGCAUUCUGAGUGCUCUGUCUGCUCUGGUGGGUUUCAUUCUCCUGUCUGUCAACUUGGCUGCCUUAAAUCCUGCCUUAUUGCAGUGUGAGUUGGACAAAAAUAAUAUACCAACCAGAAGUUACCAUUAUGAUCCAGUUAAUAUCAGGGACUGCUAUGCAGCCAAAGCCAGUCUGACUGGAACUCUGUCUCUGAUGCUGAUUUGUACUGUGCUAGAAUUCUGCCUGGCUGUGCUCACUUCUGUGCUGCGGUGGAAACAGGCUCACUUUGACUUCUCAGGGGUGAGUGUGCUGGCUGGCCUCACAUAAUCUUGUCUAGGUGUAUCUUAUCUCUACACUGUGUAGAGCUAGCUAUGUCACCAAGAGUAGUGGAAGGAUUGUUUGACAAAGGGCUUAUAUCCAAAAUCUACAAAGAACUAAAACAGAUUUACAAGAAAAAAAACCAAACAAACCAAUUCAAAAGUGGGCAAAGGAUAUGAACAGACACUUUACAAAAGAAGACAUAGAAAAGGCCAACAAACAUAUGAAAAAAUGGUCAUCAUCACUGGUCAUUAGAGAGAUGCAAAUCAAAACCACAUUGAGAUACCAUCUCACAUCAGUUAGAAUGGUGAUCAUUAAAAAAUCUGGAGACAACAGAUGCUGGAGAGGAUGUGGAGAAAUAGGAUCACUUUUACACUGUUGGUGGGAGUGUAAAUUAGUUCAACCAUGUGGAAGACAGUGUGUCAAUUCCUCAAGGACCUAGAAAUAGAAAUUCCAUUUGAACCAGCAAUCCCAUUACUGGGUAUAUAUCCAAAUGAUUAUAAAUCAUUCUAUUAUAAGGACAUAUGCACAUGUAUGUUCAUUGCAGAACUUUUUACAAUAGCAAGACUUGGAACCAACCCAAAUGCCCAUCGAUGAUAGACUGGACAGGGAAAAUAUGACACAUAUACACCAUGAAAUACUGUGCAGCCAUAAAAAAUGAUGAGUUCAUGUCCUUUGUAGGGACAUGGAUGAAUCUGGAAACCAUCAUUCUCUGCCAACUGACACAAGAACAGAAAAUGAAACACCACAUGUUCUCACUCAUAGGCAGGUGUUGAAGAAUGAGAACACAUGGACACGGGGAGGGGAGCAUCACACACUGGGGUCUGUUGGGGGGGAACUAGGGGAGGGACAGUGGGGGAUGGGGAGUUGGGGAGGGAUAGCAUGGGGAGAAAUGCCAGAUAUAGAUGAUGGGGAUGGAGGCAGCAAACCACAUUGCCAUGUAUGUACCUAUGCAACAGUCCUGCAUGUUCUUUACAUGUAACCCAGAAUCUAAAAUGCAAUAAAAUAUAUAUAUAUAUAUAUAUGAAAAAUAAAGUGUAAUAGAAGGAAUAUCAGCCAGCCAUGAAAAACACAUGGAAGGUCAUUUUUCUGGUAAUGGAAGGCAGAGAAGGAAAGCAGAUGGCAGUUGAGUAGCUGACAAGCUGAGAGUUCACUGGAUAUGAAAAUAGUUAAACAUGAGAAAUCAACUGGUUCCAUCUUCCGUUUUUGUCAAUGGAGGGAGUGAGACUCUGGGAAGUCAAAUGACUUGCCUGGCUUGCCUGGCAUUAUGCUAUCAGUUCGUGCCUGUGCUGAGGACUCUAGAACCCGGCUUGCCUCCCUCCUAAGUGGAAACAAUUUCUGCCACAACCACUAGUCUCCUGAUUAAUAUUUACUCAGUAAAGGGCAUUUACACAUGUGACUAGUUCCAGUGAAUGUCUUAUGCUCUGCUUUUCCUCCUAGUGAUCUUAAAAUUCUUUUUCCUCUUAAAAGAUAUAUUAAACAUGUAUUGUUGAAUCAAA
This is a messenger RNA of Callithrix jacchus (white-tufted-ear marmoset), 2408 nucleotides long. It is a transcript of the gene MS4A6A, whose product is annotated as membrane spanning 4-domains A6A. Lineage: Eukaryota; Metazoa; Chordata; Mammalia; Primates; Cebidae. Gene Ontology annotation, cellular component: trans-Golgi network; plasma membrane. Gene Ontology annotation, biological process: cell surface receptor signaling pathway. The record is from RefSeq and is a predicted model, not a curated record.